GAAUGGCUGGGUCAGUGAGAUACAGAGCCCAACACUUCUUGGACGACAAUGGGGGUCCAAGGGAUGUAUGGGUCUCUGUCUUUGUUGCUCUUGGCCGGAUGGGUUUUUUAUGUUCAUACACUGGAGCUGUCUGCAAUAUUAAAGCUUCAGAAUGGUCAUAUGCUAAAUGGAAUCAAGGCUGAAGGUAUCUUGAACUACCCAACCAGUGCUAAAUCCUACCCAGAAAGCUGCACAGCAAUACAUCAUGGAAGUAGUGGUCUCUAUGUAAUAGAGCCAAUAUCAGGGAAGCGCCUACUGGUACGUUGUGAAUUUGGUGAAGAUGGAGGAUGGACCGUCAUACAGACAAACUGCAAAAAAACACCAAAGAUUUGGGAUACCACAUGGGAGUGCUACAAAAAAGGUUUUGGAGACCUACAAAGUGACCACUGGCUCGGUAAUGAAAAUAUUCACAUACUGAGCACACAAAAGUUGCAUCGCAUUCGAUUUCGAGUGCGCUCUGCUUAUGGUACACAGCAUAUGGCCAACUAUGAUUCCUUUGCUCUUGAGGAAGAACAAAGCUGUUAUAGAAUACGAUUAGGACGAUAUUCAGGUAAUGCUGGAGAUGCCAUGACAUCUGGACAGGCUAGCGCAGGACAUGAUAAUAUGAGAUUCUCUACCCGUGAUCGUGACAAUGAUUUAUCAGGAACCAACUGUGCAUACGUUGGUGGUGGGGGUUGGUGGUAUGACAACUGCAGGUUCGCCAAUCUCAAUACUGGCUCUGGAAUUUACUGGCAGCAGUUAUGCAAAGGAGAUUGUCAGUCUAGUGAUAUUCUUAUUCAGCCAGUUUAUAGCUGCCCAGAAGAUGAUGGAGGAAAUGGUGGAGGAGGUGGUGGGGGUGGAGGUGGAGGAGAUGGAGGUGGCGGUGAUGGUGGUGGAGGAGAUGGAGGUGGUGGAGGAGGUGGAGGUGGUGGAGGUGAUGAUGACUCAACACCAAAUCCAUGUCAACAUGACAAAUAAGCUAUUGUUACUGUUGUUAAAUGAUUGUAUGUAUAUGGUAGGUUAUUUUACGUAUAUGCUUUUUAAUGCUUUGUAGCUAAAUCAAUGUAUAAGCCCACAGAAAUUUAAAUAUGAGAUAAGCAUUAAAAGAUGUUAUAAAAUAA
Rana temporaria (common frog) is the source of this 1139-nucleotide messenger RNA. RefSeq names its product fibrinogen-like protein 1-like protein. Lineage: Eukaryota; Metazoa; Chordata; Amphibia; Anura; Ranidae. The transcript is spliced from 3 exons. Bases 49 to 996 code for a protein of 315 amino acids. The record is from RefSeq and is a predicted model, not a curated record.